AUGGAUGAUCGGAGCGACGACCACGAUAUUGAGGUGGAAGGAGCUUAUCACGCAUACGAGAGGAAGAUUUCCGGAAUUCUUGAUGAUGGAUCUGUCGGAUUCCAACAGCCUCUGCUCGCAAGGAAUCGAAAGAACACAACUUCGCAGAUCGCAAUUGUCGGAGCAAACACUUGUCCCAUCGAAAGCCUUGAUUACGAGAUCUUUGAGAAUGAUCUAUUCAAGCAAGACUGGAGGUCAAGGAAGAAGAUUGAGAUACUUCAGUACACGAUUCUGAAAUGGGCGCUUGCUUUCCUGAUUGGUUUAGCAACUGGCCUCGUUGGCUUUUUAAACAACCUUGCUGUUGAGAACAUAGCUGGUUUCAAACUCUUGCUCACCGGUAACCUCAUGCUCAAGGAAAAAUACUUUCAGGCAUUUUUCGCAUUUGCCGGAUGUAACUUGGUUUUGGCAACUGCUGCUGCUUCACUAUGUGCAUUCAUUGCUCCAGCAGCGGCAGGAUCUGGUAUCCCUGAGGUUAAAGCAUAUCUCAAUGGUAUAGAUGCUUACUCAAUCUUAGCUCCGAGCACCCUCUUUGUCAAGAUCUUUGGAUCUAUAUUUGGAGUUUCAGCGGGAUUCGUAGUUGGAAAAGAAGGGCCUAUGGUGCAUACUGGUGCUUGCAUUGCUAAUUUACUUGGACAAGGUGGUUCAAGAAAGUAUCGUCUGACUUGGAAGUGGCUUAGAUUCUUCAAGAACGAUAGAGACAGAAGAGACUUGAUCACUUGCGGUGCUGCUGCUGGUGUGGCAGCUGCCUUCCGUGCUCCAGUUGGAGGAGUUCUCUUCGCCCUUGAAGAAGCUGCUUCAUGGUGGAGGAGUGCCCUUCUUUGGAGGACCUUCUUCACCACAGCAGUUGUAGCAGUGGUGUUACGGAGUCUGAUUGAGCUAUGUCGAUCUGGGAGGUGUGGACUGUUUGGAAAUGGAGGUCUCAUCAUGUUUGACGUAAACUCUGGAGAUGUGCUUUAUAGUACUCCGGAUUUGCUAGCUGUAGUGUUCAUUGGAGUUGUUGGUGGUGUCCUUGGAAGCCUUUACAAUUACCUUGUCGACAAAGUCCUCCGUACUUAUGCCUUAAUCAACGAGAGAGGUCCAUGGUUCAAAGUGAUGCUUGUUAUGGCAAUUUCCAUUUUGAGCUCGUGUUGUGCAUUUGGUCUCCCAUGGCUUUCACAUUGCACGCCCUGUCCUAUCGGAUCAGAGGGCAAGUGUCCAAGCGUAGGUCGGUCAGGGAUCUACAAGAGCUUCCAGUGUCCUCCAAACCAUUACAAUGACCUUUCCUCUUUACUUCUCAACACCAACGAUGAUGCAAUCCGCAGUCUUUUCACAUCAAGAUCUGAAAACGAGUUCCAAAUCUCCACUCUUGCCAUGUUCUUUGUCGCUGUAUACUGCCUUGGCAUCAUAACAUACGGCAUAGCCAUACCUUCAGGGCUUUUCAUUCCGGUGAUUCUCGCUGGAGCCUCUUAUGGAAGACUAGUUGGUAGACUUCUCGGUCCAGUGUCUCAGCUUGAUGUUGGUCUGUUCUCUCUCCUUGGAGCUGCUUCUUUCCUUGGAGGGACAAUGAGAAUGACUGUUUCUCUAUGUGUCAUACUUCUCGAGCUUACGAACAACCUCUUAAUGCUUCCAUUGGUGAUGCUUGUGCUCCUUAUCUCGAAAACAGUAGCGGAUUGCUUCAACAGAGGAGUUUAUGACCAGAUUGUGACAAUGAAAGGACUGCCUUACAUGGAAGACCAUGCAGAGCCGUACAUGCGGAAUCUGGUUGCAAAGGAUGUGGUUUCUGGGCCUCUGCUAUCUUUCUCAAGAGUUGAGAAAGUUGGUGUUAUAUGGCAUGCAUUGAAGAUGACGAGUCACAAUGGUUUCCCUGUGAUUGAUGAGCCACCUUUCACAGAAGACUCUGAGCUGUGUGGAAUCGCCUUGAGAUCUCAUCUUCUUGUGCUUCUCCAAGGGAAGAGAUUCUCAAAGCAGAGAACAACGUUUGGUUCUGAGAUUCUUAGAAGCUGCAAGGCUCGUGACUUUGCUAAAGCCGGGUUAGGGAAAGGUCUCAAGAUUGAUGAUUUGGAACUGAGUGAUGAGGAAAUGGAGAUGUUUGUUGAUCUCCAUCCAAUCACUAACACAUCUCCUUACACUGUGCUUGAGACUUUGUCUCUAGCUAAAGCAGCUAUACUUUUCCGGCAACUUGGACUUCGCCACUUGUGUGUCAUUCCCAAAACAGCAGGGAGACCACCUAUUGUUGGAAUAUUGACAAGACAUGAUUUCAUGCCGGAACAUGUCUUGGGACUAUACCCUCACAUUGAUCCUCUCAAGUGA
This is a messenger RNA of Microthlaspi erraticum, 2328 nucleotides long. Lineage: Eukaryota; Viridiplantae; Streptophyta; Magnoliopsida; Brassicales; Brassicaceae. The record is from the annotation of a GenBank genome assembly.